Fusarium falciforme is the source of this 1803-nucleotide messenger RNA. RefSeq names its product Zn(2)-C6 fungal-type domain-containing protein. NCBI's taxonomy places the organism in Eukaryota, Fungi, Ascomycota, Sordariomycetes, Hypocreales, Nectriaceae. The record is from RefSeq and is a predicted model, not a curated record. The transcript is spliced from 2 exons. Gene Ontology annotation, biological process: regulation of DNA-templated transcription. Gene Ontology annotation, molecular function: DNA-binding transcription factor activity, RNA polymerase II-specific; zinc ion binding. The coding region runs from base 40 to 1803 and encodes 587 amino acids.
ACCUCCUUCACCAUCACAUCCAUCCACUUCCCCCACAGAAUGCGACUCCGACAGGCCGGUCGACAGGCCAGACAAGGACUGGUCAGUCAAGCAUGUGAGCUAUGCAGGCGACGCAAGGUCAAAUGCGAUGCAGAUAGGCCAGAGUGUGGGAACUGUCGCGCAUUGAAGCUGCCAUGCGAGUACAGCGCCCAGAGGAAGAAGCGAGGACCAAAGCCAAGGGCUUUAUCGACUAUCGAGAACAGAGACGAUGGCGAACAGGCACAACCUUCAACAAUUAUCUUAUCUCCAUCUAUGCCGCAGGCUCCCGUGCCCGUCAUUGGCUCUUCACCACUAUCGUCAGCCGUGACGCCGACUACCAUCAUUGCAUACUCCCCCCAAACUGAUGCCAGCUCGCCAUGCGUUGCAUUGGCACCUCGAAAGGAGAGUCCAGCCGGAAAGGUCCAUCAAACUCUCACGAGCACCCUGGAGGCUCUCGCACAAUCUACAGAGCGCAUAAUCGAGGAGUGUAUCGACAUGAACAUGUUGUUGCGUUUCCCUACCAUUCCGGUUAUCCAACCAGAUACAAUCAGGCGAGAAAGCCACCUUCUGUUACCAACUUCGCGACAUCUCUUUGACGCCAUCACUAGCACCAACCAAAUAUCCUCAUCACAGGGCAGUCUGAUGCGAACCUUUGCUCACUUGACAACGGUUUUCGCUUGCGUCUGUUGCCGGAUGCCUAAAAACUCGAACCUGAAAGGCCGCGAAGCCUUAAUCACCGCCUUUCUUGAAGCAACUCGUGGAAUGAUGGCAUGUUGCGAGGAUUGGGACGUUAGCCAUGCCAAUUCGACAUCUCUCGUGAUCCGCAUGUACCAGUCAGCGGCACAACAUCACUUGGGUAAGACACGCGCAUCAUGGCUCAUGAUGGGCCAAGCCAUUCGCCUGGCUCUAGAUAUGCGUCUAUAUGAUGAAGUGUCAUACCAAGACCUCGAUCCUCUGGAGGACAAGUUGCGGCGGAAUGUCUACGGCUUGCUCUGUGUGGGUGACAUGUCGGCUUCGAUUUUGAAUAACAGGCCCUUGGCGUUUCAUGAGAUAUGCCUCGAUGAGACUUACACACCGGUUGAGCUUUACAAUGAUUUCAGUUUGUUGCCUCCUGAGAGCGGUCUGUUUGAGCCUCCAUACGAGCAACGGUUUCAUCAAGGCUUUUAUCUCUGCCACGACCUCUGGAAGUCAGCAACAAAUAUUCUGCUCGACAUGAAACUUCUCACUCAGACGCUCACCUCUUCCGGCUUUCGACUCUGCUCCCAGGACCCCAGUCAGCAGCGGAUCAUGCAGUCAUACAUGUCUUUCUGCGGCCUUCUCGAUUCGCUCCCGGCUCGGCUCCGCGAUCCUGAGAGGCAUGUUGCUGGCAAUGAAAUAGCCACGGCUUUUCAGCAACGAACAUUUUGGUACCAAAGGGCAGAUCUUGUGGUGACUUUUCAUUGUCUCCGACUUGUUAUCCUACAACGGGCUGCGCAGAAAGGCUUCUGUGCACUUCUUGGGUUGACGGAUGACCUGGACAUGCUUGCUCUUCGCAAGAUUGAGAUCGCCAGUGACCUCGUCUCAGUUGUGGAAGGAAUUCCAUUCGAUGCGCUGCAAGUCAACGGAGAGCCAUUGGUUGAGAAACUCCGUCAGAUUGGGGUCAGCCUAUUGGAAAUUGCGCACCAGAACGAGGACACGGCUAUUUCUGGGCGAGCCCAGUCACUCUUGUCGCCAAUAAUCGAUACGAUUGCGCGGCUAGACUCUCGAGUAUCGGAUGAGCUGAGCGCGUAUCCGGGCUUGGUAUGA